AUGCCCCCCGCCAACUGCUCGGCGCCCAGCGUCGUGGUGGAGAUGUCCGUGGCCACCCUGCUCCUGCUGGAGGGCGGCCUGGGCCUUCUGGGCAACGCCGUGGCACUGUGGACCUUCUUCUUCCGCCUGCAGGUGUGGAAACCCUACGCCGUCUACCUGCUCAACCUCGUCGUGGCCGACCUCCUGCUGACCUUCUGCCUGCCCUUCCAUGCCGCUUUCUACCUGAAACACAAGACGUGGAGCUUUGGACAUGCAUCUUGCCAAAGCCUGUUCUUCCUGCAGGUCCUCAGCCGCGGGGUGGGCAUCGCCUUCCUCACGGCCGUGGCUUUAGACCGUUACUUCCGAGUGGUCCACCCUCGGCUGAAGGUCAGCCUCACGUCCCCCCGGGCGGCCUGGGGAGUGUCCGGCUUCGUGUGGUUACUGAUGCUCGGCCUCACCCACCAGAGCCUGUUCGUCUCGGAGGCCACAUGCCCAGGUCUGGAGCCCGCAGGAGAAGUCUCCUUCAGCAUCGUUUGGCAGGAAGCACUGUUCUUCCUGCAGUUUGUCCUUCCCUUUGGCCUCAUCCUGUUCUGCAAUGCCAGGAUCAUCAGGACCCUCCAGAGGCUACUCCGAGACCCGGACAAACAGCCCAAGCUGCAGAGGGCCCGGGCACUGGUGACGGUGGUCGUGGUCCUGUUCGCAGUGUGCUUUCUGCCCAGCUUCCUGGCCCAGAUCUUGGUGGCCGCCUUCCGCAGGGCGGGCAGCUGCGGGUUCCUGGGAGCGAUGGUGCAUGUGUGUGACAUGACCAACGGCCUCACCUACCUGCAGAGCGUGCUGAACCCGGUGGUGUACUGCUUCUCCAGCCCCGCGUUCAGAUACUCCUACCGCAAGGUCUUCAACACCCUCAGAGGCCGAGGGAAGGAAACCGAGGCCCCGGGGGACAUCAAAGACUCCUACUCUUGA
This is a messenger RNA of Odobenus rosmarus divergens (Pacific walrus), 942 nucleotides long. RefSeq names its product G protein-coupled receptor 31 (gene GPR31). NCBI's taxonomy places the organism in Eukaryota, Metazoa, Chordata, Mammalia, Carnivora, Odobenidae. The coding region runs from base 1 to 942 and encodes 313 amino acids. The record is from RefSeq and is a predicted model, not a curated record. Gene Ontology annotation, molecular function: G protein-coupled receptor activity. Gene Ontology annotation, cellular component: membrane. Gene Ontology annotation, biological process: G protein-coupled receptor signaling pathway. The transcript has a single exon.